CUCAUCUCCACAAAACACCAACAAUUAUGAUGUCGCCUAUACGAUGGCGAACAGCCAUCCGGCAUUUCAAUGUCCCCAAACGCCAAUUGUUGUCGUCCCCCCAGCAAGUGUUCUUUCGUCAAAAGCACACGUUUCCACGACCAACACCGCCAGCCUUGAACAGACGCGUCUCUCUUCAACCUCCAUUGCAUCUCCAAUCACGUGUUCCCACCAAAACACUCCUCACGCUCCUCGUGCUCGGUGGUAUAGCCUACUACUUCAUAGAUGUUAUCGAAGUUCUCGAUGAUCACUGGACCCAUCAUGUACCUCGCACCGAGCCGACGUCUAUGCCCGUGCAAUUCUACCAAAACAGGGAACAGGUCCAACACUGGCUUGAUGCGCACGUACCGGAUUUCGUGGCUACCGCGAAGAACCCCGAGCUUCAGGACGUGGCACGGAGUGUGUUUGCGAGCCAGAUUGCCAGUGGGUGGAUGAUGACGGAAGAGGAGGCUGAAGAGGCCCAGAUGCCGGUUACGCAUGGGGCUAGGGUUAUGAGUAAUUCACCUUGCGAAGACGAAUUUGUCAUCAGCGCUGCCCCUGGACCAGGAUCUGAACAGUGGAACUUCUGGGGCGUCUUCGACGGCCAUGCUGGUCGUGCUACUUCGGAGUGGCUCCAAUGGACUUUGGUGCCUCAUGUAUCGAGGGAUUUGAGUGCCCUCCAAGCAUCUAGUUCCCCGAUGGCCAUCACGAAUGCUAUUAUGCAGGCUUUUACGAGAUUGGAUUCAGAUAUGAUGACCCGAGCCAAACACGCCGCAUCUUGGUACCCCGCGGCCUCCGCCGUUGCUAUCUCCGCCCUCAAUCCCGCGCUCUCAGGAUCCUGUGCCCUACUUGCCUGCUUCGACCCCCGCGCCUCAAAACUCCGUGUCGCCUGUGUCGGCGACUCCCGCGCCGUUCUCGGCCGCUGGGAUUCAUCUACUCAAUCCUAUACUUGCAUCCCGCUGUCCGUCGACCAAACCGGCUUUAACGAAUCUGAAGUAAGAAAGUUGAAUGAGGAACAUCCAGAUGAGCCGGAGAUCAUCGAUCCGAAGUCUGGGAGAUUGCUGGGCAUUGCGGUGACUCGGGCUUUUGGCGAUCAUCGCUGGAAGUGGGAUAAUGAGCUCAUCGCUUCGAUUCGUGCGAAGUUCUGGGGAAGUCAUCCACGUCCUGGGUCGAAAACUCCACCAUAUAUGACUGCCGAACCUGUUAUUACGGAAACGGACAUUAUCCGCGGCCGAGCUGAAGAAGGAGAUGAAGACACAAAACCUGACUUCAUGAUCAUGGCCUCCGACGGCCUCUGGGACAAAAUCUCCUCCACCGACGCCGUGGACCUAAUAUCCCGCUACAUCACCGCCCGCACCAACGGGUCCAUCCAACCACUACCCUCCUUCUCGUCCACCUCGUCACCGCUUACCCCCCGCUCCCACUCCCCCACCACCCCCUACCCAGGACUGACAUACAACAUCGCGGAAGACCAACCUGUUGGAUGGCGCGCCGAACCGCAGUAUUUCGCGAUUGAAGAUGAAAAUGCAGCGGUUUGUUUGAUUAAGAAUGCGUUGGGCGGGAGCAGGAAGGGACUAUUUAUGGGGGUUUUGAGUGUGGAAGCCCCGCGAAGGAGGGCGGUUUAUGAUGACACUACUGUCAUUGUGGUGUUUUUUAAUCAGGUUGGAGAUGGGAAAGGGAAAGAUGGAGUGAAGACAGGCGCGAAGGGAGGAAGGUGGUGGAAAUUUUGGGGAGGAGGGGAGGUCGGUGGAAGUUUUGGUAAGGGGGGAUAACUACGAUGAUAGUGGGGGAUUAUGAAGUACUUACUCCCAAGAAGCCCAGGGAGUCUAUGCCGCAUGAAGACCGGUGUCUCCAGCGAGCUAAAAC
This is a messenger RNA of Lindgomyces ingoldianus, 1884 nucleotides long. RefSeq names its product protein serine/threonine phosphatase 2C. The transcript is spliced from 5 exons. Bases 27 to 1790 code for a protein of 587 amino acids. Gene Ontology annotation, biological process: protein dephosphorylation. NCBI's taxonomy places the organism in Eukaryota, Fungi, Ascomycota, Dothideomycetes, Pleosporales, Lindgomycetaceae. Gene Ontology annotation, molecular function: protein serine/threonine phosphatase activity. The record is from RefSeq and is a predicted model, not a curated record.